ACGGAAGAUUUAAUCCAAGUCCUUGCUCAACUUCUAGCCAUACACACAACCCUCGAUGACGACCAUUUACCCUUCGGCGGCGGCAUCAUGAACGCCCUAAGAGAUCCCCAAAAGGGCAAUCGAACCAGCGACUCGCUAACGAAGAGGAAGCGCGCCGAUACUGAUCCGAUUGCACCAAACAAGAAACCCAAGCUUGAGGCCAGCCUUAACCUAUCGUCGACCGAGGAUAUUAGAAUGCUCCAAGCUCUCGAAUCUAAAUAUGAUAUCCAUGUCCACUCGGUAAUCUCAUCUUCUAAGAUCCAAAAGAAAGUCGUUUCCAUUCUUCAACACCUCACUCGCCCCGCUACUAGUAAGACGAGUGUGACUGUUUUGCGCGCCAAAGCUCCCGACACGGGCAAGUUGGUCUCGAUAGCCGAAAUCGCGAAGCGCGAGUUAGAAAAGCGAGCGGACAAUGCGCGCAUCUGGUUUCAAUACAUCGCGCUAGGCGAGGAGCUCAAGGAAAUACCCAGAGGCGAUGGUAAUACUAUUAUUGAGGAAACGAAGCUAGGCGACACUGGUGAUAAUGACUUUGAGACCAUGAAGACUCCUUUUGAAAGAGCUAUCGAAGGCCAACCACGUUGGAGAGGAAUACCUGUCAUGAGCCUGUUCCUUUCUCCAGUUCCCAUUGAGGAACUCAAGAGGCGAUACGGGGAACAAACGAAUGCCGGCCCCAAGUAGAGAACCCGCCGAACCAUUAUUAUCCGUGUAAGGAGAGAGAGACGGUAGAGGCAACCCUAAUAUUAAGAUACCCAAGCAAGAUCACAAAUACGAAAAGACCUAGCAGAUGUCACUCUAUUUUGGAGAGGCUUUCAUGCUACGAAGCACUAACAUUCUCAUAUCGUAUGCUACAAAGCAUAUGGAUAAAUUUCAAACUCGUAAUGAUGACCAAAACAAACUCCACCAGAAAUGCGUUCCCGAUAGGAAAUAUACCAUGCUAAGAUACCGUCUGAUAUACAAACUUCCCACUCGCACCGGCCAUUGCCCACUG
This is a messenger RNA of Daldinia loculata, 1027 nucleotides long. RefSeq lists its product as uncharacterized. Bases 88 to 717 code for a protein of 209 amino acids. NCBI's taxonomy places the organism in Eukaryota, Fungi, Ascomycota, Sordariomycetes, Xylariales, Hypoxylaceae. The record is from RefSeq and is a predicted model, not a curated record. The transcript has a single exon.